This is a messenger RNA of Patiria miniata (bat star), 1292 nucleotides long. RefSeq names its product programmed cell death protein 5-like. Gene Ontology annotation, molecular function: DNA binding. Gene Ontology annotation, cellular component: cytosol; nucleus. The transcript has 6 exons. The record is from RefSeq and is a predicted model, not a curated record. The coding region runs from base 101 to 490 and encodes 129 amino acids. NCBI's taxonomy places the organism in Eukaryota, Metazoa, Echinodermata, Asteroidea, Valvatida, Asterinidae.
UGCGCUCGUCGCGUCGACGAAAAACCAGGUGACACUGACUGUAGCAAGUUGUCAGUUGUAGGAUUAAUUGACAGUUUUACGUACUUUUUAGCAAAUUGCCAUGGCUGAUAGCGAUCUUGAGGAAAUACGUGCGAGGCGACUUGCUGAAUUACAGCAGCAAUAUGGGGGUCAGGGACAGGAUCCCAAUGCCAGGAAGGACCAAGAAGAGGCUCAGAAAAGGCAGGAAGACAUGAUCAACUCUAUUCUUUCUCAAGUGCUGGAUCAGAAUGCCCGAGCAAGAUUAAACAGCAUUGCCUUAGUCAAACCAGAGAAAGCCAAGAUGGUGGAGAGGAUGUUAAUACAAAUGGCUCAGACGGGACAGCUACCAGGACGGAUUGGAGAGGAUCAACUUAAGGGCCUGCUGGAGAAAGUCAGCAUGCAGACACAGAGAAAAACUAAAAUCAAUUUUGACCGAAGGCGAGUGAUGGACUCUGAUGACGAUGACUACUGAGCCAAGUCCCAUUGCUGUGGAUUUUCUAUCCUUCAAAAAACCUUCCGAUUCCAAAACUUUGCAAAUGUAAAAUAUGAGGUUUUUUUGUUUUAACAUGACAACCCAAAGUAUGCAGUAGUAUUCCCAGUGGCAUCGCCAGACAGAUUUUUAGGGGGGCGGGGACAUUAAUAUGCAGUCUCAUGCUGAAAGGUAGCAAGGAUUGUUUUCCCGCGAGCUGGCCUUUGCAAAAUGAAAGGGGGUUAGACACCAUCUGACUACCGGGCGCGCUGUUCAAAGCGGACAUUCUUGGACACUAUUGGACAAUAGGUGGCUCUGUUCGUUGCAGCAUAUUUGGCCAAGUUCACACAAGAACUAUUGUUAACCAUAGUUUGACUUACUUAGUCCAUACUCUGUCUAGUCGACUAUUUGGAACCAGCCUACUUGGCCUGGUUGCAUCGCUGGUUAGCAAUAGCCUCAUUUCGUUACUUAAGUGCAGCGGGAACCAUUGACAAGAGAUUAAACAUAGCGAGUUGUACUACCCGCUGGUGGGCCUCGGAGAUAUCUUCCAACAGGUCAAAGAACAUAAACAAUCCAAACAUACUCGUGACCAAAAAAUGUUGACAAUGGUUCGACUAGAGUCAUUCGCACUUUAAUGUUACAGCGCAUGCGCACUAUUUGACGCCAACCAACCAUUGGUUGACUAAUGCCCUUUGCUUAUGGACACAUAAUUUUGCCAAUGGUAGGAUGAUGUUGCCUACAAAAACGAUUAAUCAGUAAUGAUGAAAUACUCAGAAAUAAAAAGGAAAAAGGGGGAAAAAAGAGG